AUGGCCAAGCCUCAGAAACUUGUCGCGAUCAUAGGCGGCGGCGAGUCUGGUCUCGUAGCCUACCGACACAUGAUCCAUUACCCGAAUCUCAAACCCACUCUCUUCGAAGCCUCGUCUUCCCUAGGUGGAAUCUGGUCCACUGAUCAUCCCUACCACCGCCCGCUUAUGACGACCAACAUCUGUCGUCAUACCUGCCUGUACUCGGACGUUCCAUGGCCUGCCGAUGCUGGCCCCAAGAGGAAAGACCUCUUUCGGUACUCUGGGGACAUGGGAAACUUCCUCAACGUAUACGCUCAGCGAUACCUACGCGAUGGGGACGUGAGGAUGAAUACGAAAGUCACCAAGGUCGACCUGCGCGAUGGCAAAUGGGCUUUGAACAGCACUGUUGUGCACGAUGGAAAUGAAACCCCGCAGCCCGAGGAAGCCUUCGAUUACCUGAUUACUGCGACUGGGUUCUUCUCGAACCCAUACAUACCUGCGCUUCCUGGUCUCGAUGCAUCUCCAUUUCCCGUCGAACACUCUGCCGUCUUCCGAGACCCCGAUGCGUACAGAGGCAAGAGCGUCGCGGUCGUGGGCGGAUCUCUAUCUGCGGUCGAGAUUGCCGGUGCUUUGUCCCCGUAUGCUGCGAAGAUCCACCACAUCACCCCAGCGCCAUUCUACGUCAACCCUCUCUUUGUGCCGACGACCUCUGAGAACUCCGAAAUUCCCCGCUUCGCGCCGUGGGACCUCGACUCGUACAGACGGGCGUACUUGGAUGGCCGCAGAAGGGAGCUGAUAAACCCUACACCUGAGGACAAUCGCAAGAAACAUAGUUACUUCGCAUCAUUGUUUCCCAAGAAUAUCCUCCCCAAUUUUAACUUCGACACAAGCACUCCUCCUCAGGUUGGCUUUUCAGAACUCUACAGAGGCGGGAUCCAGACAAAUGUCGUGAAAACGUACCUUGCGAGGUUGGAGUCGAUCGAUCCCGAGGCGGGUGCAUUGGUACUAUCCAAUGGAGAACGAAUUUAUUCCCCGGACUUUGUCAUUCUCUGCACUGGUUACAGCGUCUCGUUCCCUUACCUUACGCCUAGUGCUUUGGAAGCAAUAAGCUAUCAGCAUGACAACCACAGUGUUCCGUUCCUCACUCAUCGCCUCGUGCUUCAUCCUGACCUCCCGAAGGCUGGGUUUGUGGGGGUCUAUAGAGGGUCCUACUACGGAGUGAUCGAGAUCCAGGCGCGAUAUCUAGCUGCUAUCUUCUCUGGGGAGAAGAGCUGGCCGUCAGAGGAGGAGAUGAGGAAGGGCGUGGAGAUCGAGAAGAGCGUACGGGAAGCGGCCCGUCAGACAGGGAUCCAGUUCCCUCACGGCGACUACGCGGGCCUGUUCGAAAGCUACGCUGCUCUUCUUGAUAUCCCUUACUCCGACGAGGACCAUAUCGUCGCGGCGAAUUACCCGCUUCAGGAGAAUGAAGACGUGGAGAAGAUCAUGCGCGACGUUCAGCAUGCGGAUGCACUUUCGAGUGAUGGAGCGUGGAUUCCUGGUGCAGUGUUCCGCUCCUGGGCAGGUCACUGGAAGGUCAAUCGCCGAGUCCACGGCGCAAUGCAGAAAGAGCUGAACGGACAGUUUGAGGGCUUCGCCAUGUUCCACAUGCGCCCGCCUUCCGCCUUACCCUCAGGAUAUUCGACAGCAGAGCUGGGUAUGCGGGAGUACUUGUAUCACGAACACGGCGUAUUUGUCUCCACGUCCGGGAAGAAGUCCGAUUUGCACAGGAAGUACGUGUAUCGAUAUUCUCCCCCUUCUGACACGAUCUCGGUUUGGGGCGUCACGUCCGAUGAUUACGACGGGCCUCCAGAGCAGGGAGAGGUAGAGGAUUGGCUUCACGAUAUCUCUCGCGUGUCGUUCAGGCGGCCUGGGCCUCUGCAGGAGCAAGACAUCACAUGGUUCGUAGAGCAUAACGCGCUGGAACACUGGGAAGCGGCGGCGACUGAGAAAGAAGUAUCCAAACUGGUGUACAAGUUUGUGUUCGAGGGUGCAGAAGUGACGCAGUUCGGGGUGGGAUAUGAAGUUCACGGACCAGAGGGUAGGUAUGUCAGCGAGGCGUGGUUCACGCGGUGA
This is a messenger RNA of Sparassis crispa, 2091 nucleotides long. RefSeq names its product FAD/NAD(P)-binding domain-containing protein. The coding region runs from base 1 to 2091 and encodes 696 amino acids. NCBI's taxonomy places the organism in Eukaryota, Fungi, Basidiomycota, Agaricomycetes, Polyporales, Sparassidaceae. The record is from RefSeq and is a predicted model, not a curated record. Gene Ontology annotation, molecular function: NADP binding; N,N-dimethylaniline monooxygenase activity; flavin adenine dinucleotide binding. The transcript has 2 exons.